Molecule: messenger RNA, 4297 nt
Organism: Loa loa (African eye worm)
Lineage: Eukaryota; Metazoa; Nematoda; Chromadorea; Rhabditida; Onchocercidae
Product: oxidase/peroxidase
Exons: 28
Biological process (GO): response to oxidative stress
Molecular function (GO): peroxidase activity; heme binding
Source: RefSeq, a predicted model, not a curated record
UGGUGGCAUUAAAUCAGCUAAUGCUUUACCAGUUGUUUUGAAGCAUAUCCAAGAGUACUGUCCAUUACGUGAAAUUGAAUGUUCGAAUAGUAAGUACCGUACUAUUGAUGGCACCUGCAACAAUAUUAUACAUCCUAAUUGGGGUGCUACUGGUGCACCGAUGCAACGUAUCAUUAAACCAUUUUACGCUAAUGGAAUUGAUGAAUUACGUGUUUCAAUUGUUGAUGAUAAUGAAUUACCAAACGUUAGACACUUAUCAAAUUUAUUCUUCAUGAAGGAGCAUUCACCAACACUGAAAGUAAAUACAUUAAUUGCGCUUUGGGCGCAUUUUGUUUAUACGGAUUUGGUGCAUACUGGAAGUCUUCAACUAUUUAAUGAUGAAAAGCAAACUUCGUUGCCGUGUUGUACACCAGAAACUAAGCAACACCUCGAAUGUAAGCCGAUUCUGGUGACAAAAAGUGAUCCUAGCUACAGUGGUUUUUUGGAUUGUCUACCUUAUAUGCGUACCGCUCCAGCACCACGACCUAAAUGUGAAUUGGGUCCACGUGAACAAGCUAAUCAGGCUACUAGCUUUCUCGAUGCUAGCACUAUUUACGGUAGUACCGUACAACAAGCACGUGCUUUGAGGACAUUUAAAAACGGUAAAGUUACUGAUAUCAAUAUAAUCUCGUCAAUGUUACUAACCUCAUAUAAUCCAGGUAGAGUUACUGAUAUAACAUAUAAUCCAGAUAAAAUUGAUAUCAUACAUACCAUACAUUGUCCAGGUCAUCUAUUAAUAAAUUCGAAUUCACUGAAUCAAAAUCCACUACCGAUGAUUGACUUACUAUGCAGUAUGUUGAAAAUGACUGCUGAAUGUUAUUCAAGGAAUAAAUUAUCCCGAUUUGUUAAUGGUUCCAAUUAUGCAAAUUUCUUACCAUCCUUUAUUAUUCUUCAUACUAUUUGGAUACGACAACACAAUCGAAUUGCUACUAAUUUAAAGGUCAUAAAUCCACAUUGGUCUGAUGAACAAUUGUAUCAGGAAAGUCGACGAAUAGUGAUCGCACAGUUGCAGCAUAUCACUUAUAACGAAUUCCUGCCUAUUUUAAUUGGUAAAGAAAACUGGUCAAAGUUCAAACUACAGUUACAAUCUUAUGGCUACAGUAAGAAGUAUAAUCAGAACGUGAAUCCUACUGUUAUCAAUACAUAUGCUGCUUCUGCUGGACAAUUUUUCGUCACAAUGUUUGGCAAACAUCUUGCAUGGCAUAAAGAUGAUAGCAUCAAAAUACUUGAACGGUCAUUAAAUGAAUAUUUCAAUGAUCCAGGAUUACUUUUUUCAUCAGAUCAAAUUAGAGGAAUAUUGAGAUAUAUCUUACGUGAGCCAAUUAAUGAAUCUAUGGUUUACAUGAAUGAUGAAUUUCAACGUAAACUUUUUAAAGGAAAAAGAAAUUUGGAAUAUGAUCUUGUAGCAUUGAUUUUACAAAUAGGUCGUGAUCAUGGUAUUCCACCGUAUACUGUAUGGAGAAAAUAUUGUGAUGGUAGUAAGAUUCUAUCAUUUGAUGAUUUGAUGGAUGAUUUGAUGGAUGGAAUAGAAUUGAUCAAAGAAUUAGCAAAUAUGUAUAAAACAGUGGAUGAUAUGGAUUUAUUCUUAAUUGGUUUAAUUGAAAAACCAUUGAAUGGGGCGCUUCUUGGACCAACGUUUAGUUGCAUCAUUUCAUUACAAUUUCAAAAGACGAAAGACGGUGAUCGUUAUUGGUAUGAGAAUGAUAACGCACAAUCAGGUUUUACAGAGGAACAAUUAACUGAAAUCCGGAAAACAACAAUGGCUAAAAUAUUGUGUAAUAAUGUGGAAUAUUUAGAUAUUUUACAACCAAAAGUAUUCGAAUUAGAAAAUAAUUACGAUAAUUAUCCAAUUGGUUGUAACGAAACAUUACAAUUGGAUAUGAAUAUUAACAAAUGGUCCGAUGAAUCAUUUCAUAAACUAAAUAUACCUCUAACAGAAACAGCAAUUGAGAAAGCAGUUGAAAUUGCUAUAAACGAAGUUAAACAACGUCAAAAACGUGAGCGACAACGUAUCCGACAAAAUCAAAAUAUAUUUAAAUCUGGUGAUCCACUAUUAUCAUACGGUAAAAUGAUGCGAGCAAAACGUGAAGCUAUUAUGAUCGCUCGAGCAUCUGACGUAUUCUUACAGGUUACCAAAAAUAUCAUAUCUAACAUUGGAUCAGAAAGUAAGUUCAAGGAAAUGGAUAUUAAUGAGAUACAAAAUUUGCUACAACAAAUUGAUGUCAGCUCAUUCAUUAGCAGAAUUGAACCAUUUCUUGGACGUAAUGGAUUAGUGGAAAAAUGCUUACCAAAAAAUUUGCCAUGCGAUGAUGUCACACCAUAUCGGACAAUGUCCGGUUGGUGUAACAAUCUUCAUAAUCCACAUUUCGCUAAUGCUUUUGGCCCAUUAAUUCAUCUUCUACCACCAGCUUAUGAUGAUGGAAUUGAUAUACCACGAUCGAGAUCUGAAACAGGUGCACUGCUACCAUCAGCACGUGUAAUUUCAAAUGCAAUACAUUUUGAUUUACCAAUUAGUCAUCAAAAAUAUAGCCUUAUGAUUAUGCAAUUUGGACAAAUUCUCGAUCAUGAAAUGACACAUUCACCUAUUGAACGUGGACCAGACAAUGAGAUAUUGAAUUGUACACGAUGUGAUUCACACAAAACUCUCUCAAUACAUUGUAUGCCAUUACCUGUACCAUCCAAUGAUCCAUUCUUUCCAACACACGAUGAAAAUGGUGAGCGACGAUGUCUACCAUUUGCUCGAUCACUUCUUGGGCAAUUAAAUCUUGGCUAUCGAAAUCAAAUUAAUCAGUUAACAGCAUAUUUGGAUGGUUCGGCGGUUUAUGGUUCGACAGAAUGUGAAGCCAAAGAAUUACGCACUUUUGUCGGUGGACGUCUUAACAGUACUAAUCUUGGCUUUUUCAAUUCUGAAGCAUUACCACAAGGUGAUCAAGAACAAGAUUGUCGUUCCACACCAGAAUUCAUGUGUUUUGUUGCCGGUGAUGAGCGCAAUAGUCAUCAACCUGGUCUUACAUCAAUGCAUAACAUAUUUUUGCGCGAGCAUAAUCGAAUUGCUCAAAAAUUAGAACAAAUGAAUCCAUUUUGGGAUGAUGAGCGUAUUUAUCAAGAAACAAGACGAAUUGUAAGUGCAGAAUUUGCGCAUAUAGCUUAUAAUGAAUAUCUUCCAUUAUUAUUAGGUAAUCGAUUGAUGCGCAAAUAUGAUUUGAAUACUCUUAAAAUUGGUUACUAUCAUGGUUACGAUGACAAAUGUGAUGCAUCAAUAUCUCAUCCCUUUUCAACAUCUGCAUUUCGUUUUGGUCACACUCUUGUACGACGGUUCUUUUCACGUUUUGAUGCUUCUUAUAAUAAUUUCACUGAACCGGUUGAUCUAGUUGAAAAUUUCAAUUCUGUUGAAGCAAUUUAUGAUGGCAAACGAGGUAGUAUUGAUUCAUUAAUUCUUGGCUUACUUGGCACACCAUCAAUGGCAUUUGAUCGGCAUAUUACUACUGCAUUACGGAAUCAUUUAUUUGGCCGACGAGGUGAACCACUUUCUGGAAUGGAUCUUAUUAGUCUGAAUAUAUUAAGAGCACGUGAUCACGGAGUACAACCUUAUAAUGCUUUCCGAGAAUUAUGCGGUAUUGGUGCGGCGAAAAAUUUCACCGAUCUGUUAAAUGAAAUGGAUGAAACAGUUGUGGCAGAAUUAAAAAAUUUAUACAAAACAGUUAAUGAUAUUGAUUUAUUUCCUGGAUUACUAAGUGAAAAACCUAUGAAAGAUGCUCUUUUACCACCAACAAUGGCAUGUAUUAUUGCUGAACAAUUUCAUCGUUUAAAAAAAUGUGAUCGAUUUUAUUACGAGAAUGAUUUGCGUGCAACAAGCUUUUCACCGAGACAACUUAAUGAAAUUCGGAAAGUUACGCUAGCGUCACUUUUAUGUACCAAUAGUCGAAUAUUAAGAAAUAUACAGCCGAAUGUGUUUUUACUACCUGAUAAAUUCAUGAAUACUCCAAUUUCAUGCGCGCAUUUUGAACAUAUCAAUUUGGAGCAGUGGAUCGAUCGGCCUCAUUGUUAUAUUGGUAAUAUAGUAAUUGCACCUGAUGAGACAAAACGUAUAUCACCUUGUCAAUUUUGUACAUGUACAACUAAAGGGUCUCAAUGUGAUACGGUAACAAUUAGGAAUUGUAUAGCUCUAUUUAGUCAGUAUCCAUUUGAUGAAAUCAUGAAGGAUAUGGCUUGCGCUGUACAAUGUGCUCACUUAUUUUGGAAACCAAAUUCAGUAUGA